AUGGAUACAAUCAACGUCUUCAUCUCGUCCCUUGCCGGCCUGUCGCUACCUCGCACACUGUCCCUCCCUGUGCCAGCCAACACCUCCAUCGCGACCUUCACGUCACUUCUCUCCACUCACCUUCCACCCCACGCCGACAACCUCCUCCUCUCGACCACAACCCGUCGCAUCGACACCACAUCGGGUCUACCACUCAGUUCCCUCCUCUCUAGCAAUGGGUGCCCAACAUUCCUCCCUCUCCGUCUCAGCGCACGCCUCCUCGGCGGCAAGGGCGGUUUCGGCUCCCAACUCCGCGCAGCAGGCGGCCGCAUGUCCUCGCGCAAAAACCGCAACCGCAAUCCCGACCAAAUAAACGGCAGCAACCGCAAUCUUGACGGACGCCGUCUACGCACAAUCACCGAAGCCAAAAACCUCGCCGAGUACCUGGCCCUCAAACCAGAAAUGGACAAGAAGGAAAGGGAAGAGAGAAGGAAACGCUGGGAGGCUGUUGUGGAGGCUGCAGAGAGAAAGGAGGAAGAAUUGAAGAAGGGAAACAGGAAUGCGAGGUUGGAUGGGGAGUGGGUCGAGGCGAAAGAGGAGGCUGAGCAAAAGACCCGGGAUGCUGUUUUGGCUGCUAUGAGGGCAGGCUUGAUUGAGGGUGAUAAGCCUGUGCUUGAGAGGACUGGCAGCGAGACCUCAGAUGGUAGUGAUGCUCAGCCAGAGCCCUCAAGCUCGGCGUCCAGCGACAAUGACGAGAUACAAGCCACCAAGCCUGCUCCAGCUGCUACUCGUGCCUUUUAUGGCUGGGACGACGAGGACGACGAGUUCAUGAGCGACGACGAAGAGGACGAGAUUGCUGCUCCUAUCGAGCUCGAUGCUGCACCCGUUGCAUACGAGGGUAAAGGCAAGGCUAAGGCCUGA
Aureobasidium uvarum is the source of this 900-nucleotide messenger RNA. The record is from the annotation of a GenBank genome assembly. Lineage: Eukaryota; Fungi; Ascomycota; Dothideomycetes; Dothideales; Saccotheciaceae.